ACACCAGGUAUCCAACUAUACAAAUAGUUCAUCCACUUUUACUGAAAAGUAGCUGUCGCUUAAUUCUAAAAUGGAUUAUAUACUUAAUCUUUCGGUAAUAUGUCUUCUUUCCAUAUUUGUGGAUGUAGUGAAAAUUGGUAAAGCUGAAGAGACGAGGCUCGAUACCAAACGAGGCACUGUUAUCGGGGAGGCAGAAUUUGUAGAAUUCAAUGGGGAAUACAAACCAAUCGUUCGCUUCCUUGGAAUUCCAUAUGCCAAGCCUCCUGUUGGUGAAAGACGAUUUACUAAACCGGAACCGUAUGGAAACUUCACAUCGCUUUACAACGCAACAUUUCACAGACCACACUGUAUGCAGACGAGAUUGUCCUUUAAAUAUAUAAAGGACUAUCAACAAGACGAGGAUUGUCUGUAUCUUAAUAUUUACAUACCGGGAAAUUACAGUUAUUCCGCACAGAGCCAUGCAGUCAUGAUUUAUAUACAUGGGGGAGGAUUUCUUGACGGUGGUGCCGAUAUCUACGUCGGUGAUAAACUUAGCGCCUUUAAUGACAUCAUCGUCGUUGCAAUUAACUACCGGUUAAACGUAUUUGGUUUUCUGAGCGACGGAGCAAAUUUGCGAGGUAAUUUCGGUCUCUGGGAUAUGAAGCUCGCAAUCCAGUGGGUACAUGACAACAUCAAUGAUUAUGGUGGUGAUCCAACAAGAGUGACAUUGUUCGGGCAGUCUGCUGGAGGAGCGGCCGUUAUGUACCAGGCUAUCAAUCCCAACAACCGUGGUUUGAUUCAUCGUGUUAUUGCGCAAAGUGGGAGUAUUUUUGGUUAUUGGGCACUUCAGAGGAAAACUGCCAAAACUUUUGAUUGGUUUGCCUCGAGCGUCAACUGCAGCUCAAGAUAUAUCUCUGAAACCAUGAAAUGCCUUAGAUCGAAACCCGCGACAGACUUGAAAUUACAUGAAAACGAAUACGUUUUACAGUUUGUGCCUAAUGUAGAUUCAGAAUUUUUACCAGAGGAGCCUGAAGCAUUAUCAAAGAGAAAUUCUGAAGCAGGCAGAGCCGCCAUGAAAUUUUUCUCAGAAAUAGAUUUCUUAAAUGGUGUCACGAGCAGUGAUGGCAAUUUUGCUCGAGAAUAUUGGACAGCUUGGAUGAAGUACGAAAACAUAGAUACUGAUGAGAAUAUCAGCGAAGGAGUCCCGAAGUCUUUUCUUACAGACAUAUACAUUCCAGAUAAAUUGUCCCAAAUGUUCGACAACAUUCCCGACACGUUAAAACGUUCCGUUGUUUUUCAGUACACAGACUGGUCAAAUGACACCGAUCCUUUCCUGGUGAGAUCGGAGUUGUUACAGUUUGAGUCGGAUACAGUUUUCUUUGUCCCAUCAUCAAUUUCCUCAAGAGUUCACCAACGAUCAAAGGGAAACCAAACAUCGGGAAGCAGUUACUUUUACGUAUUUGAUCACAAGCCAAGCUUUGUACCGGACCCAGAUUGGUUGGAAGGCGCAACACAUGUAAUGGACUUGGCCUACAUCUUUGGAUUUCCAAAACCUUUACAGUCCAAGUUAAUAAAGGAUUAUCAUGCUGUGGAUCCGUUCAAAGUUUUACCAGAAGAUUUUGUAUUUUCAAAAGUCAUGAUGACACUCUGGAGCAAUUUCGCUAAAACAGGAAAUCCGAACUUGCCGGUUCCAAAUGACGAUAACAAUAUACCUGUGUGGCCGACAUUCGACUUAAAAGAUGAGGCAUAUUUAAGCAUAUCUACAAAUAUGUCAUCAGAGUCAGUACAACAUCAUUUUGAUGGGGAGAAAGUUGCAUUCUGGGAAGGAAUAGUUCCUUUGCUAACAGACUGUAAUGACCAAGACACUACUUCGGCUGCAUUUUCUGUGCAAAAUGUGCAGUGGCUUCUCUAUGUUUUCAUGUUGUGUGCUUUUGUUUUUAUGAGCUAAUAAUGUUUUUGGUGUACUCACAUCUUAUAAUUUUUUGUCAACAUUUCGAUGAUUUUGACGCAAAAUGGGUCCAUCUGACAACUGUUAGCAAAAUCCCUUUUUCGCAUAUUUGGAUUAAGCAUAAUGAGACACGCAUUCUACAAAAGUAUUAUGACUAAAUUUUAUUAUUAAAUUAUAUAAUUUCUAAUUAGAAAAUAAGUAAUUCUGAAUUGUAUCAAUGUUAUAAUGCAAAAUAGGUUUAUCCACACUUGGACUUUUUUGACAGAUUAUAGUAUUGCUAAAUGUAUAUAGAGACCAGGAACCAGUUGCUCGAACUUUAACAGGUGAUUAAGCUUGAAUGUUUCUCAUUGCAGAGUUGGUGCAGCCGUUCUGCGCCUGCGCGGAAUUAUUAUCAAAUGGAACGCACGGCAAAAAUACUCAUUUUUUUGCAUGUCCACACGCAUUUAGUGUAUAAUGUGCAUAAUAUACCGACUAAAGGUUACGGUUAGAAUCACCAUGGUUACAAAAUAUAUACAUUUAAGGUAUUUUUGUUCAAAUUUAGUUAAUCCGGUAUAUACCGGAGUCUGUAAUAUAUCACGGGCGCACCAACUCUGUACUUAGUCACAGCCAUUAAGCUUACGGUUGAUUAACGUUUAAAGUUAUAUUUCGGCAUUUUAGAAGACUGAAACGAACAGAUGUCUAAGUUCAGGAAUAUGAACUCCAAAACGUCUUUCCUGCAAAGUCAGAACAUCAUAUUAGUGUUUCCCACCAAGACUAAAUUUUUGAAUCAAAAUUUGACGUGCGGUUGGUUUAACAGCAUGUUAAAGUGUCUAGUGUCCACUUUGCUACUAAUUAGUUGUAGGUAAGUUGAUUACAAUAAUAAACAAUAACUUGAACUUAGACUUUUCAUAAAAUAACAUCAAAUGAUGAAUUCUGUUGAGAAAGGUAAUGUAACAGCUGAAAACAAUAUGCGAAACGCCACAAAUAUACCCUCGUAAUAUAGUCAGAAAAAUGGAACAGGACAUCGGAAACAUUAUCAUUGUUUAUGUCUGACACUCGGUUCAUCGGAAACAUUAACAUUGUUUAUGUCUGACACUGAAACAUUAACAUUGUUUAUGUCUGAUACUCGGUUCAUUGAAAGAAGUUUUUCUACGUUUGAUUUCAUAGGAAGUAACAACACAGAUGUAAAUGCAUAAGGCCAUUUCAUAAUAAAUGACAGAAUCUUUAUUUGACUACAUAACAUUGUGCUACACAAUGCAACAAACAUUUUAAAAUAGCUAAACUAAGCAAAAUUUUAAUGAAAUCAAAUGUUGGGGUGGAGGUUUUUCUGCUCUUGAAAGUUUUUUUAUCACCAAUUUCAUUUGCACAACGCAUUAUGUGGCGGGGAAAGUAAAAGUUAAUUAAGAUUUUGUUGAUACAGUGUUUUUCCUCGGUUCGCUUACCUUACUUUCAAUACGCCGUGACAUUACAAAAGUCAUUGACGGCAAUAAAAUUCAUUUAAAGUGUACUUAGUAUAUGUAACAGUUACUAUCAAGCUUGAUUUAUGAGAUUAUUUUAUACUGCGUUGGUUUAAGAUGUGACUGUAACACUUUAAAACAUACAGUUGUUGAAAUAAUAAAUUUGUAUACCAUACGAUAGUUAAAACACAACAAGAAGCAUUUCUAUAGUAUUUUUAUCACACUAUUUUAAAUCGUCUAUGUUCAUAAAGCUUCCUGUAAAUGAAGUACCUGAGAAGCUGACUUUUAUAAAACACCGUGAUUGCGUGCACCAAUGUUUGAUAGCUAGAACUUGUUUUCCGCAUGUGAAUAAAAUAUAAAAUCCACAUCAGCGUCGAUACAGAAAUUUUCAAUUUGCUUUAAUUGCUGCAAUGACUUAGCGUAGUAAAGAAGAAAUGUAUACAGAUGAUACAUCUGAUCCACCACAGAAAAAAAAUUCUUUUGUGCUUUCAUGGUGGUAAUUAUAUACGAUUUGCAUAAAAAAUUUAGAAGUACAAUACAAGUAUCUAGUUACAAGUAAACAAUGGCAUGUAUAAGGCAAAACAAAAUGUGUUUAAUGUCUUAAUAUGUUAUUGAAUUAAUGUAGCAGUAUACACAAUACUUGGGGUUUAGACCAUAAGUGGUUCUACAGAGUACGAUGGUUCAUAAUUUAAGUCUUUUAAAACUAUACUGAAAAGAGACUGACAGAAUAAAUUAGCAGAUGAAAUUGUAAAAACACAUUCAUCUAGGAUGGACCUAAAGUGUCUGGUAUAGCUCUAGUAUACAACUUCUGUCGUGAUUUUCAAAAGUUUUUGUGGGGUUGGAUUGGGGAGGAGCGGAAGUGGUCACUACUUUUUUAAGAUAAUGCCUGAAUUUCAUAUUUGAAAAUAUGAAUAAUUAUUAUAGUUGACAGUUCAAUUGAUAUACUCGUCUUUCUGUCAAUUAGGGAAAUCAGCAUGAUUUGCUUUGCCUUAUUCAGAUAAGAACCAGCUGUUAAUAGCGUUGUGGUUGCGCGUUGGAUUGUCACACAGUAAGCAGGGUUUCAAUACUCCUAAUGACUACACUAUUUUAUUCAUAGGACAGUUAUGAAGCAUAAUUACAUAUAUUUCAUUAUUUUAAUUUUAUUCUGUAAAUAUAUGUUUUAUUUUCAUAGUUUUAUGUACACGUAAAUCUCAAUUCAACGCAAAAUAUCAUAUAACAUGCUUCUUUAACGGUAUCUGCAGUGCCGCCAGCUGUGUCUGUAGAUUUCUGGAGUCCAGUUAAAAUGAAAAGCACAAUUUAUUAGAUACAGUUAUGACUUAUUUUAUUUGCACAUGUAUACACCACAUUAAUUAUGUAUUCUAUGAAAUCUUCUAUACUUAUUUGAAGAUAAAAGAUGUGCAAAACGCAA
This is a messenger RNA of Mercenaria mercenaria, 4771 nucleotides long. RefSeq names its product neuroligin-1-like. NCBI's taxonomy places the organism in Eukaryota, Metazoa, Mollusca, Bivalvia, Venerida, Veneridae. Bases 71 to 1927 code for a protein of 618 amino acids. The record is from RefSeq and is a predicted model, not a curated record. The transcript has 2 exons.